Messenger RNA from Pisolithus orientalis, 2909 nucleotides. RefSeq lists its product as uncharacterized. Lineage: Eukaryota; Fungi; Basidiomycota; Agaricomycetes; Boletales; Pisolithaceae. The record is from RefSeq and is a predicted model, not a curated record. The coding region runs from base 269 to 2629 and encodes 786 amino acids. The transcript is spliced from 8 exons.
CUUGUGCGCCUGGUCGAGUUCGGUUCAGUUCUCGUGCGUGUCUUCUGGGACGGAUUCAGCUUUCCUCGCACGUCCUGUCCUGAGGGCAGUACGGUCACAUCAGAAGGCACUUCCAAGUGUCCGGGGCCCGUCGGUAGGUGUUCGGUGUCGUCAUCGGCUCCACUAAUUCUAGCCGCGUGAGUUCAUCCGUCUUUGCAAUCCAUGCCCGCGUAGUGUUUCACGAUUGCUGUACUGUUGACUAGGGAAGCCAGCAUUACUUGCAUAAACUAUGUCUUCGAUUCACCGGCGUAAGUCGAGCAAGGAAGACGACUCGGACGACGUGGUGAACCUGGAUGUUGAUGUCACCUCAAACUCCAACAUUGCAGUGACACCCCCGACUCCAUCGAGAAGUCGCGCACGUUCCUCUCCCAAAGCGAACUUGCCCCUGGGUCCGGGAAUCCCGGGUCGGUCAAAGCCGCCACCUCAACCUCUGGGAACAGGCAUUCCUGCACGCCGUCCUCCAAGCGUGAGCCUAAAUUCCCCUCCUACUUCUCCUUUCAGCGUGUCCUUCGCCGCAGCGCAUACUCGUGCACACUCGCGCACACGGUCUAUCUCAUCCGGCCCCUUCGUUUCUCCCUUGCCCUCACCACUUCAAUCUUCCUUCACGCCCGCCCAUGUCCCUCUCUUCCCAUUCCCAACGUCCAAUACUCUACCAGAACUCAAUGUUAUGGAUACCGAUACCAAUAUGCCUGAUACACGAGCACUUCCACCAGGACACACUAGGAGACAUUCCCGUCUUCACUCACGCAACCUCUCAAUAUUCUUCCCGCGUCCCCACGCUACGAUCUCCGAGGACGACAGACCCGAAGACGAAGAAGCUCCCGCACCUCCACCAGAACCGCUCAUUAUCCCAACCGCUCACUCAGAAAACACCCUCGCGCCAGGUCGCAGUAGGGGUGAACUGGACACCUCAUUCUCGUUCGGGGGCGUACCCAAGUCAGACUCGACUCAAGACAGUACUAUGGGUGGAUUUAGAAUGGCGAUGAAGAGUCGCAGAGGCCACCAUCACCAACAUUCCCUAUCUCACAGCUUCUUUUCAUUCCUCGAGCCUGGAACGGGACAAAAACACGUACCUGCUGUUCCGAAUAAACUAGAAGAUCUGCACACAACUCCAACGCCAACGCCCAUCUCUCCUUGGACCCCAAUAUCCAACGCAUCCCUCUUUGCAACGGCGUCGAACCUAUCUGCUCCGGAACUUAUUCCCCGCUCCCAGUCCAAAUCCCCCGGUGCGACUUCUUCCUUGUCUGAUUCGCCUUCCUCUUCGAGUCUACCUGCAUCAUCCAAUAGAGGAGUAUCACGUUCCGGAGGGGCAGCAGCAGCAACGGCAGUUGUACAGUUCCUGCUCGGGGCAUUUUUGUGGGCUCACGGACAGAGUAUCGGGUCGUUGGCGUGUACCGGACUUGGAUACUGGGUAGUUUUCGAUGCGGUUGGCGUUGCGGGUCCUCCACUUAUCGCAUACCAUGCAAGUGCGGUCGGAAGUGGUAUGUAUGGUCCGGCACGCAGCGAAACAACGCUGUUGUUUGCUCAGUGCGUGUAUCUCAUGUUUGCGGGUGUCUAUGUCGCGAAGGAGGCUGUCGAGCAUCUUUUGUUGGCUGCUGGCAGCAGUGCGCACGCGCAUGGCCACGGCAGUAGUGGCCCAAAUAGUGGAGAUGGGCACCAUCACCACUGGGGUGACGAGAGACCGGAAAACCUUGGCCUUCGAUUCCCCGUCUUCCUUGUGCUUCUUGCCUUAUUAGCACUCGCCGGGACGACCACCGUAUUUGGCCAACACGACGUUCUCGUUGAUAUCACAAAUAUACACAUACCCUCGCCCCUCGAGUUUUUCCAGCGCCACCAUCACGUUGCCUCUCCUCGGAAGGAAUCGACAUCUCCCAUAAAGCGACUCGUUCGGAAUCCGUAUGCGCUGCCUCCUAUCUUGUUUUGCAUGGCCAUUCUAGUUGCCGAGCUCGUAUUAGAUGUGGCCCAUUAUGCGCCGUUCGAUCUCGGCCUCGCUAGCUUGCAGGUGGUUGUAAUGAUCCAUGUUGCAUAUGCGGCUUGUGUAGUUCUCGGUGGUGUAUUGUUGCAGACUGCGCCUUCGAUGGUUUCGGCGACGUCAAGAGGGAUAAGGGGACCUGGUAAAAUGGAGGCAUUUUGGAGGGCCGUUAGAGAGAUCGAACGUCACGAACACGUAGUACACCUCCCAGCACCGCACGUAUGGCAAGUCAUUCCAGCAGGCCAACCGCGUUCCGUCGAAUGUUCUAUUCGUCCACGCCGGCAUACAAUCACAAACAACCAUGCACACCACGAUCACGAUCGUAGCCACGGUCACAAUGGUCAUAUCCAACUUGUUCCUCACCACGAUCUCCACAAUUGCGAUCACGACCCCCAUAUUCGCUCAGAUGACUCGGACCUGUCUCCUACAUUAAUCGUAACAAUUUCACCGGUCGUACGCAAGGACUUACCGGAUUCGGAAGUGCUAGCUCUUACACAAUGGGCGUCCUCACGUGUCUAUGGGGCAUUUGGAUAUAUAGGGUCUGGAUCUUUGGGGACGAAUAACCGCAGGAGCGAAAUCAGUGGGGUGGAGGUUACUGUGGGCGUGGUGCGGGGGUAAGUGGUGACCUUGUUCGGUUUUUCUGGGGUUUCUGGGUAAGACUAUGUGUUGUUGUGGUGCGAAAGAAAGUUAGGGGUUCGACCGCUACACUCGUUCUGCUCUGGCAGUUUGUGCUAUACCCAGGUCUUCUACAAUGCGGAAUGAAUCUGUAUUAUCCCGUGGACAAACAACCCAGUGAGCCUGUGCUAAAGACUUGAAUUAUAUGAUCCCGAUGGAAUGCCGUUCGGUUUCAUUCCUAAUGAGGAAAAAAAUAUAUCAGUGUGCCCAGCGGUGGACGUCA